AUGACUUAUUUGUUUAUGAAUCUAUCUAUCUAUCUAUCUAUCUUUCUCAGUCUGUUCAUUUUCUAUCUUUCAUUCACUCACUCCAUAUUGCAGUCUUUUCUUAUCUAUCUAUCAAUAUAUUUUCACCCAUCCAUCUAUUUGUCUAUGUCUAUUCAUAUCUAUCUAUCUAUCAGUAUAUUUUCACCCAUUCAUCUAUCUAUCAAUAUAUUUUGGCCUGUUCACAUCUAUCUAUCCCUCUAUAAAUCUACCUACCUAUCUAUGUCUAUUCAUUAUCUAUCAGUAUAUUUUCACCCAUUCAUUUAUCUAUCUAUCUAUCAAUAUAUUUUGGCCUGUUCAUCUAUCUUCCUAUCUAUCUAUCUUCCUAUUUAUCUCAGCCUCUACAGCUCUUCAUAUCUAUCUAUCUAUCUCUCUAUAAAUCUGUCUUGGCCUGUUCAUCUAUCUAUCUAUAUAUCUGUCUACCUACAUCUCUUCAUAUCUAUCUAUGUCUAUUCAUAUCUAUCUAUCUAUCAAUAUAUUUUGGCCUUCUAUCUAUGUCUUUUCAUAUCUAUCUAUCUCUCUAUAAAUCUAUCUUGGCCUGUUCAUCUAUCUAUCUAUAUAUGUCUGUUCAUAUCUAUCUAUACCCCUAUAAAUCUAUCUAGCUGUCUACCUAUGUCUGUUCAUAUCUAUCUAGUUCUAUCUACGUCUGUUCAUAUCUAUCUCUCUAGCUAUCUACGUCUGUUCAUAUCUAGCUAUCUACGUCUGUUCAUAUCUAGCUAUCUAUGUCUGUUCAUAUCUAGCUAUCUACAUCUGUUCAUAUCUAUCUAUCUAUGUCUGUUUAUAUCUAUCUAUCUAGCUAUCUACAUCUGUUCAUAUCUAUCUAGCUAUCUACAUCUAUUCGUAUCUAUCUAUCUAGCUAUCUACAUCUGUUCAUAUCUAUCUAGCUAUCUACAUCUAUUCGUAUCUAUCUAUCUAGCUAUCUACAUCUGUUCAUAUCUAUCUAUCUAG
This is a messenger RNA of Acanthosepion pharaonis, 984 nucleotides long. The record is from the annotation of a GenBank genome assembly. NCBI's taxonomy places the organism in Eukaryota, Metazoa, Mollusca, Cephalopoda, Sepiida, Sepiidae.